Anas platyrhynchos (mallard) is the source of this 639-nucleotide messenger RNA. Its product is annotated as olfactory receptor 14A16-like. The record is from RefSeq and is a predicted model, not a curated record. Gene Ontology annotation, cellular component: membrane. Gene Ontology annotation, molecular function: G protein-coupled receptor activity; olfactory receptor activity. Gene Ontology annotation, biological process: G protein-coupled receptor signaling pathway. Lineage: Eukaryota; Metazoa; Chordata; Aves; Anseriformes; Anatidae.
GCAGAAUAUUCUCUUCUUACUGUCAUGGCCUAUGACCGCUAUGUUGCCAUCUGCAAGCCCCUGCACUAUGGGAGCCUCCUGGGCAGCAGAGCUUGUGCCCAGAUGGCAGCAGCUGCCUGGGGCAGUGGGAUUCUCAAUGCUCUGCUGCAAACUGGUAACACAUUUUCCCUGCCCCUCUGCCAAGGCAAUGCCGUGGACCAGUUCUUCUGUGAAAUUCCCCAGAUCCUCAAGCUCUCCUGCUCACACUCCUACCUCAGGGAAGUUGGGCUUGUCAUGGUUAGUGCAUGCUUUGCUUCUGGAUGUUUUGUGUUCAUUGUGCUCUCCUAUGUACAGAUCAUCAGGGCCGUGCUGAGGAUGCCCUCUGAGCAGGGACAGCACAAAGCCUUUUCCACAUGCCUUCCUCACCUGGCCGUGGUCUGCCUGUUUGUCAGCACUGGAGCUUUUUCUUACCUGAAGCCCCCCUCCAUCUCCUUCCCAUCCCUGGACCUGGUGGUGGCUGUUCUGUACUCGGUGGUACCUCCAGUGCUGAACCCCCUCAUCUACAGCUUGAGGAACGAGGAGCUCUUGAAUUCUGUGAAGAAAGUGAUUUCCUGGAGUUUUCUCAAUAGUUAUAAAAUUAUUGCCUCUUUCCAUAAAUGA